Fusarium musae is the source of this 2883-nucleotide messenger RNA. RefSeq lists its product as uncharacterized. Lineage: Eukaryota; Fungi; Ascomycota; Sordariomycetes; Hypocreales; Nectriaceae. Gene Ontology annotation, cellular component: endoplasmic reticulum. The record is from RefSeq and is a predicted model, not a curated record. Gene Ontology annotation, biological process: GPI anchor biosynthetic process; fungal-type cell wall organization. The coding region runs from base 1 to 2883 and encodes 960 amino acids. The transcript has 8 exons.
AUGGCUUCAAAAUACAAGGACAAAGAUAUUGGCGUUGUCCUAAGCUUCAAUGGAAGUUUGAUGACUGGGACGCUGAUUCGUGGUGUUCUAGCUGCUUUCUUUAGUGCAUUGGUUAUCGGUGUUUACUUACACUACCACAAGAUCGUACAAAAUGAGUUCUACGGUUAUCCGCAAGAAUGGUUCCCCUCAGUCUCUGCGACUAUUGGCGAUCGGUACCCCGAGCGGUCGUUCUUCAUGAUCUUCAUUGCCAUUACAUCCGGCCCUCGGUUUGCCCUCGUCGGUUUAUGGUACCUCCUCACGCGAAAGCCCGGCCAGAAGCUGCCUACGUUCGUUGCUGUCAUGGGCCUACUUCGAACUCUGACCUGUGGCGGCUGGACAUACAUUACAUCUACGGACGACCACGAUUGGCAUGAUAUUCUCAUGAUUUCUUACAUUGUUGCGACACUUCCGUGGACGACUGGCUGUAUCGCACUCAGCCCCGCCAAUCCUCAGGCCAUCAAAUAUCGCAAAUACUUGGCAUCUGCCUUUUUCGGCACUCUUGUGCCACUGAUCUAUUUCUUCAUUCAGCACAAGGUGCAUCGUGUCGCUGGAGCUUACACGACUUACGCCUUCUUCGAGUGGUCAUUGAUCAUCUUUGAUGUGGCCUUUGACGCCGUGACGGCUCUCGAUUUCAGUACCUUCGCCAUUGAGGUUAGAGAUAUCAAGGGUGCGAGCAAGGGUGAGAACCUGUCCUCUAUCCCAUCCGCCGUCCUGGAAAAGGAAAAGGAAAAAGCAACCGGCGGUGUUGUUGCUGUUCGCUUCAGCUGGCCCGAAGCACUUGACAUUGCCGCUGAAGUCUAUCAUGGAUAUGUUUUCUGGACUAUUCUAACUAGUCUGGGACUUGUAGUGUGGUACUUCCCGCUUUGGUACAUGGGCAUUUCAGGAUACGAAGUUCUGGUCAUGACAACGAUUUCACCGUUCAUUCUGGCCAGUCGUUCAGCUCGGUCUCUUGUCGUGAACAACUUGCGCGCAGUACACCUUCUGUCUCUCGCAGGCAUCGCAGCCUAUCUGGUUGAGGAACCCAGUUACCGCCUGUUUACGGUUGGAUUUGGCGUUUUUAUGUCCUGCUUAGGGUGGGCCGGUACCCUUUUCGCGGAGUCAGUUCACGAGGGCCGCCUUGAAUCAAAGAUCCUGGGUUGGAUGAUUGGUCUUAUUCUUUCCUCUACUGCCAAGUUUGCGUGGUGGACGAAUAACCCUAUUUGGCCUAUUAUGCAUGCUGCGAAUGGCGGUUGGAACAACACUGGUCUUGUGCUGGGUGUUCUAGCCGCCCUCCGCUUCACCAGACGCGCACCCCUCGCUGCCGGUUUGGCCCCACGGCCCGCCAAGAGUAGCUCGAGUUUCCUUUCAUCACUCGGUCUUGCUGGGUUAUUCUUUGGCCUCCAUUCUUUACUCUCUGAUACCAGCACCAUGAUCCUCUGGGGAUGGGAGGGUUAUCCCAUUCGUGGCCCAUACUUCUCCACACAUGGCUGGCUCACUGUUCUUGCCAUGUCACUUGGUCUGUUCGGCGGAGUCUGGCAGCCUAGGCUUGCAAGCAGCUGGGGAGUCUAUAUCAUCGGUACCGUCGGUGCGAUGUUUUUGACUUUCUUCAGUCAUUGGUCCGGUUACUACGGUGCUCUGACGCUUGCCACCUACUUGAUGGCAUAUUCUGUGCCCAUUUUGACCCAUGCAGCCAAGACAAAUCCUACGACAACUUUUGGCAACGGUUUCCUCAUAUACAACUUCUUGGUACUCUUCCACGUUUGGGUUGUGGCAUAUGCCUUUGUUCCGGGUGGCCAACUCGUUCGUGAGCAUACUGACUGGAUCAUGUACACGAUGAUGGCCUGCAUUGGUGCUGGCGUGUAUGGCAUCAAUGCCUCAGGUCAUCAACCGCAACCUUCGAAACGGUCUGUGCCGAUCCAGCAGAGGAAGUAUUUUGGCGUUGCGACCAUCCUUAUCAAUGUUUUCUUCUUGGUCUCGGCCUUCCAGCGGUUCCCUAGCAACAACUAUCAGCCUUAUCACGCUGAUGACCGCAUCCUCACUGCAGGUAUUUGGACGAUCCACUUUUCGUUUGACAACGAUAUGUGGGCAUCAGAGUACCGUAUGCGAGACCUCAUUAAGGAAUUGGAAAUUGAUGUCAUCGGACUUCUUGAGUCCGACAACCAGCGUAUCAUCAUGGGUAACCGUGAUGCUACGCAGUUCCUUGCUGAGGAUCUCGGCAUGUAUGUUGACUACGGUCCUGGCCCCAAUAAGCACACAUGGGGUGCCGCUCUUCUGUCAAAGUUUCCUAUCCUCAACUCGACGCAUCACCUUCUACCUAGUCCUGUGGGUGAACUGGCUCCUGCUAUCCAUGCGACACUGGAUGUCUAUGGCCAGCUCGUCGAUGUAUUUGUCUUCCACUCCGGGCAAGAAGAGGAUCCUGAAGACCGACGUCUGCAGUCACUUUACCUCGCUGACCUAAUGGGCUCGACCCCUCGGCCAGCCUUCUUGCUUAGCUAUUUGGUGACAAAACCAAAGGAGGGUAACUACAACACUUAUGUGAGCGAGAAGUCGGGUAUGAAAGAUGUAGACCCGUCAGAUUGGGACCGAUGGUGCGAAUACAUCCUUUUCAAGAGACUCAAGCGUGUGGGAUACGCGCGCGUGAGUCGCAGCUCGAUUACCGAUACGGAACUACAGGUUGCCAAGUUCAAGAUCCCCGAGUCCAAAGAGGAGAUCGAGAAACUGGAUGCCCAGCCAGAUAAGGAGCGUAAUCGCCGAGUAAAGGAGGAGGAGGUCCCUGAGGGUUGGAGAUUCCCCGCAAUGUUCCGGGGUGACGGCGUGCGAGAGCACAGAUACCAUGUGUUCAACGAGCCGAGGUAUUUUAACUAG